Molecule: messenger RNA, 2052 nt
Organism: Humulus lupulus (European hop)
Lineage: Eukaryota; Viridiplantae; Streptophyta; Magnoliopsida; Rosales; Cannabaceae
Product: serine/threonine-protein kinase STN7, chloroplastic
Exons: 11
Coding region: 54-1832 (592 amino acids)
Biological process (GO): protein phosphorylation
Molecular function (GO): protein kinase activity; ATP binding
Source: RefSeq, a predicted model, not a curated record
UUACAUACUAAACUACUCUAAUACUAAUAUCUAUUCUCCGAACCCCAACGGCCAUGGCCGCCACAGUUGCAGCUGGAGCUGGAGGAGUUGGUGUGGGUCUCACCAAGCUCCAUCCGUACAAAUCCAAGCCCAAUAUUACUUCUCCGUUUCUGGGUAAGAAGCUUACACUCAAUUUCAAUAGGAUUUCAAUAACUGAUCCCAAAAGAUUUCGAGUUUCUUCGGCCGUGGGAGGCGGCGAGCUGAUCGAUGCGGUCCGGGAGCUAUUUCUCGGCGUCGGUGUGGGGUUGCCCUGUACGGUUAUGGAGUGUGGGGAUAUCAUAUAUAGAAGCACUCUUCCCAAACCUGAUGGUUUGACGCUAACGGCACCAGGGGCGGUUUUGGCCUUGGGUGCUCUGUCUUACCUUUGGGCCACUCCCGGUGUGGCUCCAGGUUUCUUUGACAUGUUUGUUCUUGCGUUUAUUGAGAGGGUUAUCAGACCCACUUUCCGGAAGGAUGAUUUUGUUUUGGGGAAGAAGUUGGGAGAGGGAGCUUUUGGAACGGUUUACAGAGUUUCAUCGACUAAGAAUUCGUCUUCCAAGCAAAUUACACAGACGAAACGUCAAUGUUCAUACUUACGAGUAAAGGAGGGAGACCUUGUUUUGAAAAAGGCUACUGAAUAUGGGGCAGUAGAAAUUUGGAUGAACGAGCGGGUGCGAAGAGCUUGUGCAAGCAGUUGUGCUGAUUUUGUAUACGGCUUUUUUGAGACCUCUUCAAAGAAAGGGUCUGAAUAUUGGCUUAUAUGGCGGUUUGAAGGAGAGUCUACUCUUGCAGACUUGAUGCAGAGUAAAGAGUUCCCCUAUAAUGUAGAGACGAUGAUUCUUGGAGAAGUUCAGAAUUUGCCUAAGGGAUUGGAAAGGGAAAACAAAAUUAUUCAAACAAUUAUGAGACAAUUGUUAUUUGCACUGGAUGGUCUCCAUUCAACUGGGAUUGUGCAUAGGGAUAUUAAGCCACAAAAUAUCAUAUUUUCUGAAGGUUCUCGUACAUUCAAGAUCAUUGAUCUUGGAGCUGCCGCAGAUUUAAGAGUGGGCAUCAACUAUAUUCCAAAAGAGUUUCUUUUGGAUCCUAGGUAUGCUGCACCAGAGCAGUACAUCAUGAGCACACAAACUCCAUCUGCACCCUCAGCUCCAGUGGCAACAGCACUGUCCCCAGUCCUGUGGCAGAUGAAUUUGCCGGAUAGAUUUGAUAUCUACAGUGCUGGUCUCAUAUUCCUCCAAAUGGCAUUUCCAGGACUACGAACAGACAACGGCCUCAUACAGUUCAAUCGUCAGCUCAAAAGGUGUGACUACGACUUGGUUACAUGGAGGAAUACUGUGGAGCCUCGAGCCUCUGCUGACCUCAGGAAAGGCUUUGAGCUUUUGGACUUGGAUGGGGGAAUUGGGUGGGAACUUCUUACAUCGAUGGUUCGAUACAAAGCACGACAAAGAACCAGCGCGAAAGCAGCUUUAGCUCAUCCUUACUUUAAUAGUGAAGGCCUUUUAGCUCUGUCUUUGAUGCAAAACCUCAGGCUGCAACUCUUCCGAGCAACAGAACAGGACUAUGAAGAAGCUGCCAAUUGGAUUAUUCGGCUAAUGGCAAAAUCAGGAACUCAGCAGGAUGGUGGCUUCACAGAAGCACAGCUCCAAGAACUCAAAGAAAUUGAGCCAAAAAAGAAGGCAAGUGCUCAAAGGAAUGCUCUUGCUUCUGCUCUUCGGUUUCAGAGAAAGAUCGUAAAGACGCUGAACGAGAGUGUUGAUGAGCUUAACAGACGCAGGAAGAGCCUAUGGUGGAGUAGAUGGAUCCCAAGAGAGGAAUGAAGGAGGUGGUAAAAGUACAUAUAUAUAUAUAUUUUUUUAUUUCUUGUAAAUUUUGUGUAGCAAUCAAAACUGACCAACUUUGAUCACAGAUCUGAUAUGUACGAUCCUUAAGAUAAAAGAAAAUUAGCUGGAAUCUGAUAUAAACAUUCCUGGAAUCUUUUGAACACACGUGUAAAUUCUUCCACGGGUUAUAAAUUAAUAUAGCACAGUAUUUUAAGAA